GCAGUAGUCUGAGGCAGUGGUGUAAGCGCAUGAUAAUACACAUCUAGUAGGUGUGCGAGGUGCAGAAACAAGAUAACAGUUUCCAUUUCUUCCCCUUGCUCGUAGAUGAGCUAUUGCUUGCCGAGCCCCACCUCUCCGCCUGUCUGAUUGGGUGCUGGACAGGCCUUUGCAAGAGGCUUGCCAUUUAUCUUGAAAUAGCUACAGUGUAGCAGCCGGAGGUUCCUUAAAGGGACUGUGGGUGUAGUCACUGCUCCUCUACAAGUGAUGACACAUGUCAAAAGGGCAGAAGCUACUGGAAAGGAUCUCUGGUUUGUGAGCAAUUUCCUGCCGUGAAAAUUUCCCUCUGGUGAAUGGGACAUGAAACAACCUUCUCAGGGACUUGUACGCCAGUCGCACGGUAGCUAUCAUCACUAGCUUAGCUAAGCAUUGCUGUAAGCUUCCAGACACUGUUUCUCUUAAAUAUUUUACACGUGGAUGAUUCUGUGAGCAACCGAGAACCUUUUUUUUCCCACAGAUCCUUUCCUAAGCAGCCGGAUCAGUUUUGCCGGACAUUCGACACUGGGGAGAGGCAGUUCCCUUGGUUGUUUCGAGGAUUUUUAGCUGGUAUUUUUGUUGAACAAGAACUUCUUCUUCUCAGCGAUUUCUACUUCAUCCGUCAGCUGGGAAUCCGAAGUCGAAGCUGUAACCCUUUAAGACAGCAAUGUUUUUUCUGAGAUGGAGACCACGGAGCGACCCGAGAGUUCUACCUUGGAUGUUCUCUUCCUCCGUUGUGAAAAAACAUGUCCCCCGUCGCCACUUUGGAGAACACUGGCCUGGCACAUCUGACGGGGCACUCAAACCCAACAAAGAGACAAUUGCAGGCAGCACCUUGCUACAACGUAUGACAAACCUUCUCUUCUACACAUUUUCCGAAGGACAGGAACGGCUUCCAGUCAACAAAUUUAUAAAUACACUUAAAGUGAAUGGACUGCUUCCAACAGACCCCAGGCUGAAAGACUGUAUGGACAUGCUACAAUAUACCGUACAGGAGUCAAUGAUGGGAGCAUCGAUGGACUUGGAAGUUUUUCAAAAAUGUGUUCAGAGUAAUAUUGUUCUACUGACACAAGUUGUUUGUAAGAAGUGUGUGAUUCCAGAUUUUGAGCACUUCACAUUAAACAUAAACCAGCUGUAUGAGAACACCCGCCGUAUAAAGGAAGGGGAGGUGGCAAACUAUAUUCCACAACUUGCAAAAGUGAGUCCUGACUACUGGGGUGUAUCUCUUUGCACAGUGGAUGGACAGAGAUACUCAGUAGGAGACACUGAAGUCCCAAUAUGCCUGCAGUCAUGUGUGAAGCCACUAAAGUAUGCCAUCGCUUUGAAUGACCUGGGAUCAGACUAUGUCCAUCAGUAUGUGGGUAAAGAGCCAAGCGGCCUUCGCUUUAACAAGCUGUCACUUAACCCACAAGACAAACCACACAACCCUAUGGUAAAUGCCGGAGCGAUUGUGAGUUGUUCAUUGAUUAAACAAGGAGCUAAUAAGGCUGAAAAGUUUGAUUAUGUCAUGCAGUUUCUGAAAAAGAUGGCAGGAAACGAAUUAAUUGGCUUCAGCAAUGCAACCUUUCAAUCAGAAAAGGAGACUGGGGAUCGAAACUUUGCUAUUGGAUAUUACCUGAAAGAGAAAAAGUGUUUCCCAGAAGGAGCUGACAUGGCAUCUGCUCUGGAUCUUUACUUCCAGUUGUGCUCCAUUGAGGUGAACUGUCAGUCGGGGAGUGUGAUAGCUGCCACUCUGGCUAAUGGUGGCAUCUGCCCCAUCACAGGAGAGCGGGUCCUGAGUCCAGAGGCCGUAAGAAAUACUCUGAGUCUAAUGCAUUCUUGUGGAAUGUAUGACUUCUCCGGACAAUUUGCCUUUCAUGUUGGACUUCCAGCUAAGUCCGGUGUGUCUGGAGCUAUACUACUGGUUGUUCCGAACAUUAUGGGAGUUUUCUGUUGGUCCCCUCCUCUGGACAGAAUCGGUAACAGUGUACGAGGGAUUCAUUUUUGCCACGAAUUGGUCUCCCUCUUCAAUUUCCAUCAUUUUGACAACUUGCGUCACUGUGCAAAGAAGGUGGAUCCCCGCAAAGAGACAAGAGAAUCACAGCACAAGUCUGUGGUGAACCUACUAUUUGCAGCCUACAGUGGCGAUGUCUCUGCUCUAAGAAGAUUUGCACUUUCCGCUAUGGACAUGGAGCAAAAAGAUUAUGACUCCAGGACCGCUCUACAUGUUGCUGCGGCAGAAGGACAUCUGGAUGUGGUCAAGUUCCUGACGGAAGGUUGCAGAGUUAACCCAUUUGUAGAAGACAGAUGGGGAAGUAUUCCUCUGCAAGAUGCCAUAAGGUUUGAGAGACAUGAUGUGGUGAAAUUACUCACUGAAUAUCAAGAAACCUAUGUGAAAAAACAGAUGGGGGCAGAAGAACACAUGUCUUUGGAGACUUUGGAGAGUAUGGUGUAGCUGAUCUCCGUUACCGGCCUUCAUCACUGUACAUGUGAUUACACAACCCAGUUGAAUCGGCUCUAACCUUUUACACAUCGAUCAGCAAAAUGUCUUUGUGCAGUGGUAGAAUUUUCUACAAAGUUAAGUCCGAUAAUAUAAUAUUUUUUUUAUAUAUCACAAACAUAUUCUGCUUAGCUUGUUAUCACUUACAUUAAAGGGGUACUCCGGUGAAAAUCUUUUUUCUUUUAAAUCAACUG
This is a messenger RNA of Hyla sarda, 2706 nucleotides long. RefSeq names its product glutaminase 2 (gene GLS2). The transcript has 18 exons. The record is from RefSeq and is a predicted model, not a curated record. Gene Ontology annotation, biological process: L-glutamine catabolic process. Gene Ontology annotation, molecular function: protein binding; glutaminase activity. Bases 701 to 2467 code for a protein of 588 amino acids. NCBI's taxonomy places the organism in Eukaryota, Metazoa, Chordata, Amphibia, Anura, Hylidae.